Molecule: messenger RNA, 1053 nt
Organism: Wasmannia auropunctata (little fire ant)
Lineage: Eukaryota; Metazoa; Arthropoda; Insecta; Hymenoptera; Formicidae
Exons: 5
Coding region: 1-1053 (350 amino acids)
Source: RefSeq, a predicted model, not a curated record
AUGAAUUAUUACGUUCCGCUAAAGGAUGAGGUGAUCGAGAGACCAAUUGCGUCUCAUAUUUCGGAGACGCCUCGUAUAUUGGGAAGAAGAUUCGCUUUAACAUCCACCAAUUUUAAAUACCUGGAUAUUGGAAUCAGCGUCGGAUCUAUAUCUUAUGUGGAAAUACUUAUUGGUGACAACCGAGGCAAUCACAUUAUCCUGUUUCAUGGAAUGUGGAAGAUAGUUAUCUGUAAGAAAUUAGACAAAUUGAUACGAAGACGAAUAAACGUAAUGCCUCCGAAACCACAAGCAUUUCCAUUAACUUCCGUGGAAGAAGUUAAUCAUUUCAACGAUAUAAGUGACGAAGAUUAUGAGAACGUUGUUGAAUAUUUCAAAUUUUUGGGGGGUUUGACUCUUCACGACACCAUAAAAUACUGUUUCAAAGAGAGGUUAACGGAUGAGACCAUACGUCACUUUUCUGCGUGGGGAGAGCGAGGAAAUCUUCCAUUGUCAACGACGAAAUUAAUUAAAGCUGUAUACGAUGUCAAGACGGUUGUAUCAGAAAGUUUGAACGUCUUCCUCGAGAAAGUGAUAGUGAGUAAAAAAGUUGGUUCUCACGAAAAGUGGAAAAUAAAGUGUACGAGUAUAGCACAUGCUAUAAUCAGCGCGGCAAGACCCCGAUCGUUUUUGUCGCCGUUGCAAAUCGGACUCGCAGCGUUUUUGAACAAAAAGUACGCAUCUAGGAAAUUGCUCGAAGUAUUGUCAGCUUUAGGCUUCUGUUCAUCGUACCAAGAAGCAGUGCGUUUAGAGAUCUCUGCUAUAAUGCGUUCACCGAUAUCAAUCGAUUCUCAGUCAUUCUCACAGUUUGUAUUCGAUAAUGCAGAUUUCAAUACGCAAACAUUGGACGGCUUGAAUACAUUUCAUGCAAUGGGCGGAAUCCAAUGUCUAACUCCUUCAACAGCUAUUGCUCCCGAUCAAAAAAUUGAACGUCUCACGUUCAAUGCCACGUUCAAUGCUCACGAACAAUGCCAACAUCUAAAGUUGUCGGAAAUUUCGGAUCUGUUCCUCUCAUGA